Messenger RNA from Hyaloscypha bicolor E, 594 nucleotides. RefSeq lists its product as uncharacterized. The coding region runs from base 1 to 594 and encodes 197 amino acids. The record is from RefSeq and is a predicted model, not a curated record. Lineage: Eukaryota; Fungi; Ascomycota; Leotiomycetes; Helotiales; Hyaloscyphaceae. The transcript has 3 exons.
AUGAGGGAUUUGACUCCGUCGAAGACCUUAUCUGGAGCCGUAUACGGGUUAGCGCUGCGUCAGAAGUCGGACGACAGUGAGGUCAGAUGGGUAAAGUCUCCGACUCCUGAGAACUAUACGGCCACAGCUAGUCUUUCGUUGCUCCGAGAAGAGAGCAAUCAAUCACUGGCACCGUCUACCGCGUUCAAUCACAGUGGUGGUGGAGCGAGUUUGGAGGCUUGGAGCAGUCAGCGUACUGGCACAUAUACCGGUGGGCCUCUCCUGCAGUCUGUAGAGACCGCUAUCCGUCAAACACAGCCAGUCAUUGGUCAAGACGAUGCCUACCCGGCUGAGGCGAGGCGAGAAGUGCGGCUUCCACCGACGGCAGAACUUGAUCCACUCUUUCGAUGGUUAAACGACUUCACGCUAUACGACAAUGACGACCCAAGGAGCCUCCAACCGAGCCAUAACAGUGCUACGUUGCUCUCUGCACCGGAUCAGAGCGUACGACAGGCGGGGUCCACGGAAGCUGCAGCGGUACUCAGAUCUCAGGAACGUCAAUCGCCUGCUGCUAUACUGAGCGUGGAUGAAGACGAGUUAGACACCUUGGAUUAA